Messenger RNA from Chelonoidis abingdonii (Abingdon island giant tortoise), 3172 nucleotides. The record is from RefSeq and is a predicted model, not a curated record. NCBI's taxonomy places the organism in Eukaryota, Metazoa, Chordata, Testudines, Testudinidae.
GCUGCGGGGACAUGCCGCCGCCUGCAGCGCAGCCCUUUUCCACGGGCUCCAUUGGCUGAGCUGCACGCGGAGCAGGACCUGGGCGGAGAGACACGAUGGGUCCCUGGCUGCCUUCUCGCGCUACACAUCUGUGUACCCAGAAGAGAAAUCCUGAUUAUAUGCAUUGGUCUCAUCACAAUGUUACAUCAUCUAGUAUUUCUCUUUGGAAUGUCGCUGGUAGCCAGAGAAAUAUUUGCAUUUACAAGCUGCUAUUCCAAUGGCCAAAUUGCCAAUUAUUAUUUUUGUAACCUGACUGAGGUUCCACCUGUGCCCAAUAAUACAGUUAUACUCUGGCUAAGUUUCAACAAAAUCAGGCAAGUGAAUGCAUCCUCCUUCCCUCUGCUGGAACAGUUGCUGAUUUUGGAAAUUGGAACCCAGUUUGACUUUCCUGUUACCAUAGGGAAAGCAGCUUUUAGGAACCUGCCAAACCUUCAAAACUUAGAUUUAGGAGACAAUAAGAUACUUCAUCUGGAUCCUGAUGCUUUUGUGGAGUUGUCAAAUGUACAUACACUCCAGCUAUAUCACAACAGUCUUGAGGAAUCCAUUCUGGAAGAAGACUAUCUUCGAGAUAUGAUCUCCUUAGAAUAUUUGGAUCUUUCUAAAAACAAGAUCAAACGCCUUCGCCCUCAUCGCUUAUUUUACCGUCUAAAAUCCUUGCAAAUUGUGAACCUGGAAAACAACAAGAUACCCAUCUUAUGUGAAGGAAACCUUGCUAGCUUCCAGGGAAAACUCUUCACAUUGUUUAUUCUCAAUUCUAAUAAAUUAUACUACUCAGUUUCUAUGGACUGGGCCAAGUGUGGAAAUCCUUUCAAAAACAUAGCCCUGGACACCCUGGAUCUUGGUGGUAAUGGCUGGGGUGUAGAUAUAAUGCGACACUUCUGUACAGCUGUGAAUGGGACUUCAAUUAUUUUUUUGAAGCUUAGCAAUCACAUAAUGGGUCCAGGAUUUGGCUUUAAGAACCUCAAAGAUCCAGACCAAGAUACAUUUGCAGGGCUAGCAAGAAGUGGCGUUCGCUUACUGGAUAUUUCACAUGGUUCCAUUUUCUCUCUCAAUCCUUAUGUAUUUCAGAGCCUUGGUGAUUUGGAAUUGCUGAACCUUCACAACAACAAGGUAAAUCAGAUCCAAAAACAAGCAUUUUUUGGCCUGGGAAACCUAGGAACUCUCAACCUGUCAUAUAACAUUUUGGGGGAGCUGUACGAUUACAUUUUUGAGGGGCUUCAGAAUGUGAUGCAUAUUGAUUUGAAACAAAAUCAUAUUGGAGUAAUUGCUGAGAAUUCGUUCAGGGAUUUAAGAAAGUUAAAGUUGGUGGAUCUCCGGGACAAUGCCAUUAAAACUCUCCCUUCUUUCCCAGCCAUGAUCACUCUUCAUUUAAGUGACAAUAAGCUAGCAUCUGUAGAUAACAAGAAAAUAAAUGCAACAUUCCUUAUCUUGGAAAGAAACAGAUUGGAGAAUCUGGGUGUUCUUCAUAUUCUUUUACAAGUUCCAGAUGUGAAAUAUAUCUUGUUAAGACAAAAUCGCUUAUCUUAUUGUGUUAAAACUGUUAAUGUUAUAGAAAAUAAUCAGUUAGUCUACUUGGAUCUAGGAGAAAAUAUGUUAAAGCUUGUGUGGGACAGAGGUUUAUGUUUGGAUGUGUUCUGGGCACUUUCCAAACUAGAGGUGCUCCACCUGAAUAACAACUACCUUACUACCCUUCCACAGGGUAUUUUUAGUGGUCUAACAUCAUUAAACAGACUUAAUUUAGCCUCCAACCUGUUGUCUUAUCUUUCUCCUGGUGUUUUCCCUGAGAGCCUAAAGACACUUAAUAUGUCUGAAAACCAACUUCUUUCACCUGCCCUUGAGCUCUUCAUGACUUUGAGUAUCCUGGAUAUAACAAAUAACAGGUUUUUCUGUGAUUGCACUUUAAACACCUGGACAGCAUGGUUAAAUCAAACCAAUGUGACCUUAGCUGGCUCAGAAAAUGACACAUACUGUGUCCUCCCACCUUUUUUCACAAGGGUUCCACUCUCUUCAGUGGCACUUGAUGGCUGUAAUGAAGACGAACUCCAGAAGCCUCUACAGUUCUCACUGUUCAUCUUCACUUCAGUCACUCUGAUAAUGUCCCUAACAGCAGUCAUCAUUUUUAGUCACUUUCGAGGGACUUGUUUUGUCUGGUAUAAGACCAUCAAAGGCGCUCUGCUAAAAGAACGUAAGCAAGCAAUAGAUACAAGUACAUAUAAAUAUGAUGCAUAUUUAUGCUACAGCAGCAAAGACUUUGAGUGGGUCCAAAAUUCAUUGAUAAAGCACCUGGACUCUCAGUAUUCUGAGAAAAACAGAUUUACUUUGUGCUUUGAAGAGAGAGAUUUCCUGCCUGGGGAGGAACAGAUCACCAACAUCCGUGAUGCCAUUUGGAACAGCAGGAAGACCAUUUGCAUUGUGACAAGGCAGUUCCUCAAGGAUGGGUGGUGUGUGGAAGCCUUUAAUUUUGCCCAGAGCAGAUACUUUUGUGACCUGAAAGAUGUCCUCAUUAUGGUUCUUGUUGGGUCACUUUCUCAGUAUCAGUUGAUGAAAUACAAACCGAUUAGAGUCUUUGUGCAAAGAAGUCAGUACAUGCAGUGGCCUGAAGACCAUCAAGAUGUAGAUUGGUUUUUAAAUAACCUUUCUCACCAAAUUCUGAAAGAAAAAAAAGUGCAAAAGAAAUCCACUGUUAUAGAAAUGCAAACUGUAAGGACAAUCUCAUAGUUAGGAGGGUUGUUCAUGGUUCAUAUUAUUAGUGCUAUAAAACACACUUUUGUAGUUACAUUUUUGCUUGUGACUUGACAGUUACUUAAAUAUUCUAAAUCCAUUUCCACCUGUGGCAUGUCAGGAAAGAAGCAUGGGCCAUGCUUCAGCUUUCCCUGACAAAUGGGUAGAAUAUAACUUCCUUGGUUUAAGUUUUAAUAAAUAUGGCAUCAGCUUUAAAGUCACCAGCAAAUGGAAUUAACAAAAUUCAAUCACUCUAGGAACUAUGGCCCAUAUUUUCAAAAGAAGUCACCAAAUAUGGGUGUUCAGAUUAGGACACCCUGGGUCUGAUUUUCAGAGAUGCUGAGUGCUCACAGGUCCCCAUGACAAUGAGAGGAGUGGGUACUCAGCAAUUACAAAAAACAGGUGCAUGUUU